Molecule: messenger RNA, 3909 nt
Organism: Formica exsecta
Lineage: Eukaryota; Metazoa; Arthropoda; Insecta; Hymenoptera; Formicidae
Product: mediator of RNA polymerase II transcription subunit 12-like
Exons: 3
Coding region: 515-1996 (493 amino acids)
Source: RefSeq, a predicted model, not a curated record
CGUAUAUGCAUUUAUCGUUUCCUCGUCGUCGCGUCGUCGUAUGUCGCAUAUCGCAUGCGUUGUCGUCGAGUCGUCGCAGUCGGUCUGCGGUUGCAUGGCGUUCUACGUAGUGCGUAUGUGCGCUUGAAUUCGACGGAGCCGUUCGUGCACGAGAUACCGGCGCCCGCAUUCGUACGGCCAAGUCCACGUCGCGAGUAGUUGGCCGCGACGAGAGUAAGAAAGGACGAUUAUUAAUAUUUGAGCUGAGGAAGCGAACUAGCAGCUAGCAGCGACGAGUUAGAGAAGGAGCGAGCGAGCGAGCGAGAGAGAGAGAGAGAGAGAACGAGAGAAAGUGAGAGAGAGAUAGAGACAGAUAGUAGAAGCAAGGUAUAGGCAUAUUAUUUGUCGUAUAUUAAGUGGGGGCUUGACGCGGGCUUGUAACGUUUGCACAAAGAUCGGAUAAGAGAAAAAAAAACAGGGCGUGGAGUUUAACCGGGCGCGACAAAUAGGCACGCCGCUAAUCGCUAUCGUGGCCAUGGGUAAGACGCCAAAGAAGGCGGCCCCUGGGGGCGAUGAGAGGAAUUUGUACGUUCGGAGGCUCAAGGCAACGACCGCGCCGUCGAGAGCUUCUGAAUCUAGCUUGCACGAGAGACAGCGCGAGUCCGAGAGUUUGAACAGGCCGAAAUUGACUGGAGUGCAGAAAAAAGUCCCAGCUGGACCAGGAAAAAAUUUCAAGAGCAAACUUCGCCCUCCAACAAAGGGUGGACUUAAUCAAGCAUCAAAACAAUUAAAAUUGUCAAUGAAAAAUCCAGAAGCGAAGACUGCAGACAUGCAGGGAUCAGAAGAAGCUGAAGUUAAAUUAAACGUCUCAAUUCAAAAGGAAAAUAUCAAGGAAGAGAAUGGUAAUAAAGUUGUCAAAACUGAAGAAUCUGCUACUGAUAAAGAAUGUGUUGAUCACAUUGAACAGGCAUCAGACAAACUUCAAACUUCUAUAAAGACUAUCGACGAAAUUGUAUCUAUUGAAAGCAAAAAUAUUUCUCAAGAAAAAGAAGGAGUCUCAUUAGAAAAUGUUAACAUUGCAACCACAGAAAUGGAAGAAGACAAUGAUAUAAAAUUAACAUUCGAUAUAGAGAAGAGUCCUAUAAAAAAUGGAGAGGAAAAAUUAAAUGACAAACGGCCAAAAGACGAUAACUCUGGAGAAGAAUUACAAGACCAACUGAAGAACGGCAUAAAUGAAAAAGAAGAGAUACAAAGCGAAGCUCAAACAGAUAUGGAAAGUUAUUCAGUGGACAUUGUUGAAUCUACAACAUCGGAGCUAUCUGAAACAUCGGAAUCCAUUUCUCUGAAUGAUACACAGAAGGAUAAAGAAAAGAUUGAUGAUGUUGUAAACAAUGAAGCAUCUGUUUCUUAUGAUUCAUCUACGCUAAAAGAUUCAUACAUGCUAAAAGAUGUACAUGUCAUGCUUGUAAGAUCAGAUUGUGUGAAGGAUAAUUCGAAGCUUUUGGACGUAAGUAAUAUAGAAGGCACACCGAGUCAACUAUCAAAAGAUCUGUCAUUUGGCAGGACGCUAAGGAACAUCUCAGGAAGACACUCAAUCGGUAGGUCGCGUCGUAUUACUUUGCGCGAGAGGAUAUCACCUAAUAGCUCUCUUUUUGUGAAUACAUCAGACAUGUCAAUAGCUCAAGAUGAAGGGACAGAAUCUAAGAUCUUACAUUACAGCAGUUUACUAUCCGACAUUUUCCCUAGAAACGGUAGCCCAUUGGACAGGAAACGUAAAAUUGAGACUAAUUGGGAUUCAGCAAAAAAGCAGAAAACGGAUGACGAGAGUAGUUCAUUAAAUACAUCUAUAAAUCUAGUGAAAGGUUUUGUCAAACCUGUGCUGAUAUCCACACCAAAAAGCACACCUUAUAAAUUUGAAUCCACUAAAUUAGACAUUAGUGGGAUAAAUGUUGACAACAAUAAGAAAAUGAGUGAAACAACUGAAAGUACAAAGAAGACAUGGUGUGUCAUCAUGUAAAAUUUCGGCCUGUUAUAUCCACUAAAAAAAAAAAAAAGAAAAGAAAAACAGGAAAAAAUUUAUAUUUUCAAGAAGUACUAAAGUUUAAAUGAUCAGAAACACAUUCAUGUAUAUCGCCUUUUGAUAGUGGAUAAUUUUUUUCUAAUUAAUCUAUUAGAAAUAAUCGAAAUCUCAUUUUUUUAUAUUUCAAAAUUUGUCCGAAAACAGAUGUACUUUUCUAAUUUUUAGACAUUUCCUCUUUUCGAUAGCAGAGAAUAUAAUGUAUUUUCAAUAAUUAAAUUAGUCUAAUAUUAUAUUUCCAUUAUGCAGAUUGUGCUAAAACUGUUUGUUAGUGUAUAAUUUUUUAUAUAUUAUCACUUGCUAUCUUGAGGAUAAAAAAUUUGUUAGAAAGAGAAAAGUAAACUAUAAUGAUGAAAAAGUACAAUUUUAUUAACUUGACAUGACUAUUUUAUGAACAAAGACUUGAUUUUAAAUAAUAAAAUACUAGCUUUUGGCAUAGUGCGAUAUAAAAUAAUUAAGCGCAUAUACCCAUACAGAAAUGUAAAAUGUAUUUUAUUACAAUACAUUAAUUUAUAUCCUGCAUAAUCUGUAUUUAUCUCCAAUACAAUUUUGUAGGUAGAGAUUGAUACAUGAUAAAUACACAGAUGAAUACACGUAUAAGUUUUAUUUUACUUAGAAAUAGUUCUGUAACGCAACAUUACAAUAUAUUAAUUUGACAAAAUAUUAAUCUGGGAAUAAUUUCUUGUAUACUAUCUCAUAUCUGUAGAAAAAACGUAUAUUCUAUACAUUUAUUUCUCAUAUAUCGUGGAAUAUUAAAAAGACAUCUCUGUGUUUAGUUCUUAAUAAAGUAUAAUAUUUAUAUUUCUGUAAUUUAAUAAUGUUGAUGAAGACUUGUGUUACGGAUAUGAGAAUUUACUCUACACAAUUAUUUCGAAUAAAUUUUUGAAGAUUAAUUGUAAUAUUGAUAUGAACGUAUAUUUUGCUUCAGUUAUAGCGAAUUGUUGCUAUGAGAUAAGUAUAUCUGCAUUUAUGAUAUCAGUGAUUUUUUAUGAUCUAUCAUUAAGAAAUAUUCCUGUUGGUUAUUACAAAUGAUCCAUAUUAUGAUAACAGUUGUUCAAAAGAUUUAAUAACUUGUAUAUUGCAAUGUUAUAUGUAUAAUUUUUUAAUUAAUUGAUAGAUUGAUUCUAUUUUUUUAUAGAAGACAAGGUAAUUUUUCAUGUGCUAUUCACAUUUGAUAUAAGAAUACUCAUUUUUAUCGACAAAUAUAAAUAUGUUGCAAUUAAGAAAAUUCAAUGCGUAAGGAGUAUUUAAAUAUGAAACUGUAUAGCAUCAUACAGUAUAUUUUAAUAGCGAAAUAAGAAUUGUAUGAAUUGUAGAAAAGACAUAUUUCUAGAAAGAUUUCAUUUCAUAUGUGCGACUUUAUUUGUCAAAUUCGUGCAUUCAAGACCUCUCAUAUUUUGCCAUAGAUAUAUUCUUGUUUAAGAGGGUGAUAUUAUGCCUUAAUAUGAAAUCUGUUGGGAUAUACAUACUAUGUAACGAAAUAGAUAUAUCUCUUCGACCUUCCAUCGUAUUGAUAAAUGAGAAGUAGAAACGGUUAAGACAAUUCGACCAAAGUAAUUUCCCAAUGUCACUCGACCUAUUCGUUUAGACCUGUCGAGUAAUUCUCCCUUAAUUACUAAAAUUAUAUAUUGCAAAAAAAAUGUGUUUGAUUUUAUAUCACGAUGUUGAAUCAUUAUUUUGUCAAUUUGCUGCGAAUGUAAUUUUUAAAAUUACUAAUUAUUCGGGACUAAACGAAUAAUCGUUAAGACAUACUUUUAUACUUAAUCGAUUAGUAAAAGCGUUAGAAGUAUAUCUAAGAGAAUGUAUAUAGAAACCUCUCUAUGAGAUUUAUAAUAAACUCUCGAAACUGCAAA